Messenger RNA from Ambispora gerdemannii, 190 nucleotides. NCBI's taxonomy places the organism in Eukaryota, Fungi, Glomeromycota, Glomeromycetes, Archaeosporales, Ambisporaceae. The record is from the annotation of a GenBank genome assembly.
AUGAGUUAUGGAACAUUUGAUCAAGUAAAAAAACCAACAGUUGUCAUUUUGAAUGAACCAGAGGAUGACGAUUCGAUAAACAUAAUCGCCGAGCAAAUUCCUCAUACUAAAACGCCAAAUUCACCACCACGUUCUGAAAGUCGUCAAAAUAUAUUUCGAAGAAUUUUUAAUGACGUGACUUGGAUUAUUU